Molecule: messenger RNA, 3432 nt
Organism: Sphaerulina musiva SO2202
Lineage: Eukaryota; Fungi; Ascomycota; Dothideomycetes; Mycosphaerellales; Mycosphaerellaceae
Product: delta-aminolevulinic acid synthase
Exons: 2
Coding region: 67-1956 (629 amino acids)
Biological process (GO): heme biosynthetic process
Cellular component (GO): mitochondrion
Molecular function (GO): pyridoxal phosphate binding; 5-aminolevulinate synthase activity
Source: RefSeq, a predicted model, not a curated record
CUCGCCAUUCCCCGUGGACCGUAUACACACGCCGCUCUUGCAAUACACAGAUACACACCGCGAACAAUGGAGGCCCUCAUGGUCAAGUCGCGGGCCAUGUGCCCGUUCUUGAACAAGACGUCGCCCGCUACGCUGCGCACCCUCAGCACCAGCACGAGCAUUCAGCCGACUGCCACUGCCACUGCCCCCGGGGGCGGCGCCAUGAGCAACUUGCAGACGAUUGCUCGCCGCUGCCCAAUCAUGGGCAAGGCUCUGUCCGUCCGCAGCGCUCAGCUCGGCAACACCGUUCUUGCCGGAGCAUUUGGUGGCUCUCGUGCAUACCACUCCAAGGUCCCACGUGCCAACUUGCACACCUCCGCUGAGAACAAGGCUCGAGCAGUGGAGUCUACUCGCGUUCGCUCCGACGGUCCUCUGUACACUCGCCAUCCAGCUCCAGCUGCAGUCUCGCAGACUCAGCACAACCACGUCGCCGAUCGAUACGCCACUCCGCCACCAUCACCGAAGACAACCCCAUUCGACUAUGAUGGAUUUUACACCAGUGAAUUGGAAAAGAAGCACAAAGACAAGUCGUACCGCUACUUCAACAAUAUCAACCGACUUGCUCAGGAAUUCCCGCGAGCGCAUAUGGGAUCCCGCGAAGAGCGAGUGGACGUCUGGUGCUCAAAUGAUUAUCUUGGAAUGGGGCGAAACCCACAAGUUUUGAAGAAGAUGCAUGAGACAUUGGACAUGUACGGUUCCGGCGCUGGUGGCACCAGAAACAUUUCUGGUCACAACCAGCACGCUAUGAGCUUGGAAGCGACUUGUGCAAAGUUGCACGCUAAAGAGGCAGCAUUGGUCUUCUCUUCGUGUUAUGUUGCAAACGACGCUACGCUUGCGACAUUGGGCAGCAAGAUGAAGGACUGCGUCAUUCUGAGUGACAGCAUGAACCACGCUUCGAUGAUCCAGGGCAUACGCCACUCUGGCGCGAAGAAGAUUGUUUUCAAGCACAAUGAUGUGGAAGAUCUGGAGAGAAAGCUCGCAUCCCUUCCUGUAGAUGUGCCAAAGAUUAUCGCCUUCGAAAGUGUAUACAGCAUGUGCGGCAGCGUUGGACCGAUCGAGGAGAUCUGCGACUUGGCUGAGAAGUACGGUGCCAUUACCUUUUUGGAUGAAGUCCAUGCUGUCGGCAUGUACGGGCCAAACGGUGCUGGUGUGGCUGAGCACCUCGACUACGACAUUUAUGCCAACGGUGGAAACACCAAAGGAACUGUCAUGGACCGCAUCGAUAUCAUCACUGGAACUCUCGGAAAGGCUUACGGGUGUGUUGGAGGUUACAUCGCAGGAUCUGCAAAGAUGGUUGACACCAUUCGUUCUUUGGCACCGGGUUUCAUAUUCACGACUUCGCUACCUCCAGCCACCAUGGCAGGCGCUGAAACCGCCAUCAACUAUCAAAUGGAGUACCAGGGAGAUCGCAGACUGCAGCAGCUCCACACCCGAGCUGUUAAGGCCGCGCUCGAUGCGAAGAAUAUCCCAGUCAUUCCAAACCCGUCCCACAUCAUUCCCGUUCUCGUCGGAAACGCCGAAGUUGCAAAGAAAGCCUCGGAUCUUCUUCUGGAGAAGCAUCGAAUCUACGUUCAAGCUAUCAACUAUCCUACAGUGCCUGUUGGGCAAGAACGUCUACGCAUCACACCUACCCCAGGACACGUCAAGGAGUUCCGCGACCAUCUCGUGCAAGCCCUGGACAGCGUCUGGAACGAGCUCAACAUCAAGCGUACAUCUGACUGGGCUGCCGAGGGCGGUUUUAUUGGAGUAGGCGUCAAAGACGCAAAGCCUGUUGAGACUCUCUGGACCGAUACUCAGCUAGGUCUCGAGGAGGUUGCAAAGGAAUUGAAGUCUGGCGAGGGUGCUCACGGGGUUUUGGAGCGCGUGCUCAGCAUUACCAACGCUGAGACUAGGCAAGCUGUUGCUGCUGCCGCUUGAAAUCUCCGCCGCUGCUGCUGAUAUUUGUCCUAUCUUUCUUGCACGUGCGCGCUCGCCAUUUGACCACGAUUUACCCCACUGGGAAAGUUGAUAUUCCUCUGAAAAGAUAGUUCGUGCUUCCUUAUUUCGAUGAGGUUACCAGUUUGUUCGUGAAGCUGAUCUUCAUCAAAUACAAUCCUUUUACACCCGCUCGGGUCACAACUUUGUGGCCCUCGAGCCCACAAACAAACUUUCCAAAUCACGUUUCAAUUUUCACGUACUUCAGCGCUAGUUUUGCCGUCGCAUGUCCAAGUGUCUCUGGCAGAUUCCCUUCUCUUAACCAUCUAGGAUACAAGGUAAUCUUCGCGAGCGUAUACCUGGUAUUCCAUGAGCACAUUGGGAUUCAUAGGUAAAAUUACAGUUCUCCACUACUAUUCCCUAUUAUCACGAUGACACCCGCAAACCUGCUAGAUUACAUGUCCGUGAUUUUGCAAAAGAGUCUUUCUAUAUGCCCAGUCCUGUUGAGCCUUUGAGGCCACCUUUGACAUAUGCUGCUGGUUUCAAUGCAUUGGUGGCGGUACUCUGCACGCCAGAAGUGGCAUCUGUCACUUUCGUAGUCGCUCCCGUCAGUUCUUUCUGAGGUUCCGAGUGGUCAUGAGAUUUUUCCGAGGUAUUAGCGGGCUUUGUGUGUCGGUCAUUGUAGCCUGAGAGGUCCUUCUUUGCAGUCUGCGAUCUCGCACCUUCCAUGAAACCACUCAGGCGGCCACCUGUGAGUCUGUCGAGGUGGUCACCAAUGGCACUUCCUUCGGGAACCUGCUUGGGUUCGCCGCCUUGGCUGUCUCCGUUUGCCCAUUUGAGGAGGUGAUAGCCUCCUAGGCCCCAUAGAAAGAGAAAGCAUGCAGCUCCGGUCGUGAACAUUACUGUUGGUAGAACGAAGAACAGUGCGAUGCAGACCAUGAAUGCAGUGAAGAGUACUGCUGCGAGCAGCCCAAUGAUCAGAGCCACGACCAGAGCGAAGAUGAAGACUGAUAGCGUGAAGAGCACAAACAAUCCGAGUGGAACUCCAGUGAGAGCCAGGUUCAUUCCGAGGAACGCCUAUAGCUUUGGAUUGCGAAGCAUGAAGUCCUGCAGUCUAGCCACGAACGCUGCCCGCUUCUCUGGCGGAAAGAUGGCAUCAAUCAUACUCUGUCCCUUGGUAAAUAUCUUGCUUGCGAUGCCAUCCAGGGAGCUGAGGACUUUAUCGCUACCAGCCUGAGCCUUUUCUUGAAUUCCAUUUAAUGGGGUGCCUUCGGUGGCUUCAGACCCUUUCUCCUGCACACCAGCACUGGCGGUCUUGAGUUGAUCAGCCAUGGUGGUUCGGUGUGGAGCUCGUCGAAUCUCCAGCUUUCGAGGUCGGCUGUGCUCUCUGUCGGAGCCUGAAGAAGCCGUGGUGACGGACGAGCGCCUUGAUGGCAGAGAUUCACGGAGAUGAUGAGAAAGUGGACGUGUUGAGAAAGC